AUGCCAGGCACUGCUAUCUGCAAUUCUGUCAUCCAGGUGGCCCCUAACGCAUGGAGGCUGGGCGAACUCAUCAUCUGUGAGAGGGUAGGCACCGGGCCUGUCAACGGCGCUGCCAUUACCACCUGGAGAGAUGAUGAGGGAAUCCUGUGGUAUCUGCGCAGGGGAAGGAAAUCCGACUCAAGGUAUUACCCAAACGGCCGAUUCGCCGUUCCUUACCACAAAUCCGGAACCUCUGGAGCCAUCUGGAAGCUCGGCGGCAUGUUUGUCAAAGUCAAAUCAUGGGGCGAGGGCAUGGAUCCGGAGUCGGACACGCUCAAGCUCAUUUAUGAGUCGUGCCCAGGUGUGCCUGUCCCACGAGUCGUCGCUCACUGGGUCGACAUGGACACGCAAAGGUCCUUCCUGAUUCUCAGACCUUUGCGCGGUCAGAUACUUCUGCACGCCUGGCCCUCCCUGUCGCCCGAGCUUCGUCAAUACGUUGCCAACCAGAUCGCCGACGUUUGUGAGAUCCUUGCCAAGCACACCGCCACCUACAUGGGAAGCGCUGCGAAUCCUUUGAACGGCUGUCGUGAUCAAUACCUCUGCCCAGACCGUCCUGUGAGCAUACCAUCCUGGAAGCCGAUCUCACUUCCCCGCAUCGACGAAUGGAACGGCCAAGAAUACUUCGAUCCCUUUCAGAUUGGCCGAACCUUCAACCUUUAUCACCCAGAGCUGGAACCUACAAAUAUCGUCGUCACGAGCGAUGGCCGUGUAACCGGCAUUCUGGACUGGGAGCGCGCGGGCUACUUCCCAAGAUGCUGGAUCAGCACCAAGCCUCAGAUUGCAGACGAGUUUUUGCUGGACGCAGGUCCUGGCGUGCCCGACGUAACCGAAUGGCAAUGGAGACUCGCUACAACUCUCGAGGAGAGAGGCUUCAUCCCUGAGCGAGAAGAAUGGGAAGAGUUUCGCGGAAGGAUCUCCGGCACCGUGUCCACAGCUGUGUCUUUUGCCAAGUAUUUUCCGGCCGAGACAGACGAGGCGGAGGACAACGAGGUCCCUGACGUCCCUGACGUCCCUGAUAUCCCAGAUGUCCCAGACGUCCGAAUGGACGAGGUGGGCGAGCCAAGCCGGCUCAACGCGCAUGAUCCACAUCAGGUCUGGUAUUAG
This is a messenger RNA of Clonostachys solani, 1143 nucleotides long. The record is from the annotation of a GenBank genome assembly. NCBI's taxonomy places the organism in Eukaryota, Fungi, Ascomycota, Sordariomycetes, Hypocreales, Bionectriaceae.